Gossypium raimondii (Peruvian cotton) is the source of this 2662-nucleotide messenger RNA. RefSeq names its product endoglucanase 6. Gene Ontology annotation, biological process: carbohydrate metabolic process. The record is from RefSeq and is a predicted model, not a curated record. Gene Ontology annotation, molecular function: carbohydrate binding; hydrolase activity, hydrolyzing O-glycosyl compounds. The coding region runs from base 262 to 2148 and encodes 628 amino acids. NCBI's taxonomy places the organism in Eukaryota, Viridiplantae, Streptophyta, Magnoliopsida, Malvales, Malvaceae. The transcript is spliced from 9 exons.
CACAAUAUAUAGAGGCUUCAGCUCCUCUUCCAAUUCCCAAUCCCACUGCUCUUUCUCUCCUCACUUUCAUUUCUAUCACCUCUUUUAACUCAUUCCAUUUUUUUUACCUUUCUCUCUUACUAGACUGCAUUUUUUGUGUUCGAUACCAAAUGGGUUUCUCUUUUUAGUUUUAGAAACUUGAAGGAAACCCCACUCUGCUGCAGAAAGAGAUCUGUUUUUGUUUCAACUUGAAACUUGAAUUGUGUCUUUUGAUAAGUUUGAAUGUACAUGGAGAAGUUGAUGAGGCUGAUUGAAAUGACUCCUUUACUUCUGCUGCUUUUUCUUCCUUCUGCUUUUGCUGGACAUGACUAUAACCAAGCUCUGAGCAAGAGCAUUCUGUUCUUUGAAGCUCAGAGAUCUGGUUACCUUCCUCAUAACCAGAGAGUUACGUGGAGAGCCAAUUCCGGCUUGAAUGACGGCAAGGCCAGUGGGGUGGAUCUGGUUGGAGGGUACUACGAUGCAGGGGACAAUGUGAAGUUCGGACUGCCCAUGGCAUUCACCAUAACAAUGAUGUCCUGGAGUAUUAUAGAGUACGGGAAACAAAUGGGUGCCAAUGGAGAGCUCGGCCAUGCGAUGGAAGCAGUCAAGUGGGGCACUGACUACCUCAUUAAAGCUCAUCCCGAACCUUAUGUCCUUUAUGGAGAGGUGGGCGAUGGUAACAGUGACCACUACUGUUGGCAAAGACCAGAGGAUAUGACCACCAACCGUCAUGCUUACAAGAUAGACCCAAGCAACCCUGGGUCGGAUCUGGCAGGUGAAACUGCCGCCGCCAUGGCUGCCGCCUCAAUCGUCUUCCGCCGUUCCAACCCUGCAUAUUCCACCGAGCUUCUUCGCCAUGCCCACCAGCUAUUCGAAUUUGCUGAUAAAUACAGAGGUAAAUACGACAGCAGCAUCACAGUUGCCCAAAAAUACUACCGAUCCAUCAGUGGCUACAAUGACGAGUUGUUGUGGGCCGCUGCGUGGCUGUACCAAGCUAGUAACAAUGAGUACUACUUGAACUAUCUUGGCAAAAAUGGUGAUUCUAUGGGUGGAACAGGUUGGGCCAUGACUGAGUUCGGUUGGGACGUCAAGUACGCUGGGGUUCAGACCCUUGUCGCCAAGUUCUUAAUGCAAGGCAAAGCUGGACUCCAUGCACCGGUGUUUGAGAGGUACCACCAAAAGGCAGAGUAUUUCAUGUGCUCAUUGAUCGGGAAGGGUGGCCGUAAUAUUCAGAAGACUCCCGGGGGUUUGAUUUUCCGACAGAGGUGGAAUAAUAUGCAGUUCGUGACUAGUGCUUCGUUCUUGGCCACCGUGUACUCUGACUAUCUCGCGUCCUCUAGGGGAAGCUUGAAGUGUGCUGCUGUCAAUGUUGCACCAUCUGAGCUUCUUUCUUUUGCAAAAUCUCAGGUGGAUUACAUUCUUGGAGACAAUCCAAGAGCAACAAGUUACAUGGUUGGUUAUGGGAACAAUUUCCCACGACAAGUUCACCACCGAGCUUCUUCAAUUGUUUCGUUCAAGGUUGACCCUAAAUUUGUUGCGUGCCGACAAGGCUAUGCCACUUGGUAUUCAAGGAAAGCAAGUGAUCCUAAUGUCCUCACCGGUGCUAUUGUCGGAGGACCUGAUGCCUAUGAUAACUUUGCCGAUGAAAGGGACAAUUAUGAGCAAACAGAGCCUGCUACCUACAACAAUGCUCCUCUUCUUGGCAUAUUGGCUAGACUUGGUGGUGCUCAUGGCGGUUAUAAUCAGCUCCUUCCUGUGGUUGUCCCAGCUCCUAAUCCUGUUGUUGCCAAACCAAAGCCGGCGCCAAAACCCAAAUUCACUCCAACCCCUGCUACAUCGUCUAAUCCAAUUACCAUAGAGCAGAAGAUGACAACUUCCUGGAAUGCCAAGGGAAAAACCUACUACAGGUAUUCCACAAUAGUGACCAACAAGUCUUACAAGACACUGAAGGAUCUCAAGCUUUCUAUAUCAAAGCUUUAUGGUCCUCUAUGGGGUCUCUCCAAGUCUGGCAAUUCUUAUGGUUUCCCAACAUGGCUCAACUCUCUACCUGCUGGAAAGAGUAUUGAGUUUGUAUACAUCCAUUCUACUUCUCCUGCUGAUGUCUCGGUUUCAAGCUACAAUUUGGCUUAAGAAUGAAAGGACCAACAACAAUGCUAUAGCAGAGUUAAAAAAUCCACUCUGUUUUCUGGGUUAUUGUGGUGCUUAGAGUUGUGCAGUAUACCGAAUACCUAUCCAAAAGAAAAAAAAAAAGAAAAGGGUUUUCUUCUCUUGUUUGGGGAUAUCCAACUUUACUUGUUGAUUAGGGUUGUAGGUGAUAUAUUAGGUAUAAAUAACAAUGAAGAUAGGAGGAGAAAGGAGUGAAGAGACAAAUUAAAAAGAAGAGCUCAUCCUCAUUCCCCUCUACUUCAUUAGUUUUUAUAUAUAAUAUUAUAGUAGGUAGAAUAGAAGACAUGAAAAAGAGUGAGAAUUGAGAAGUUAAACAAAUGGCUUCUCAAUAGAUUAAAAAGGAGUGUUUUUUAUUUGUGCUUCAGAGCAGAGCAAAUGUCUGUCUUUUUCCCUUCUAGUGUUGUGCUGUAAUCAAAGCUUUGCAGCAUUUUAUAAUUUCCAUAUAAAUACAGUUUGCACAACAAUGUGUUUUGUCCAA